UUCCGACCGGCGUGUGUUCUCGUUCUCCUGUUCUUCCUCGUCGUCAUCACUCGUCCGUAGGCACUUGUCGGUUCGAAGUUGUCGCCCACGCAGGUGGCAAUACACAUUCUUUACCUACACGUAUUUUGACAGUCGGCCAUUCGCCAUGGCGUUCCGCGCGGCGGUGCUGGCGGCGCUGCCAGCGUCGUGCUCUUCCAUCUCGUACAUCCGCAAGGGGUCCGCACAAGAUGCCGGUUUCCUGGAGGAGGUCGCAGAAGAUGAGAUCAUGCACGGGCUCAUGGAAGGAAUGCCACGCUUCCUGGAGAAUGACGGGGGCGGUUGCAAGCAGGCGGAGCAGGGGACCCCGUGCCACGACGACGUGACCUGGCUCCUGGCAAAAGGCUUCGAGAAGCACCCGGAGUGGUACCCAGGCUACACCAGCAGGUCCAGCUUCGAGGCGGUGCAGGACCUGCUCUACCGUGCUGGAAAAGCACAGUGCCCCAGGCCUUGCUUUUCGGAUCCGAAGGCGCGGGAUGUGGGCGCCGAGGCGGAGUCGAGGAACCUGGUGCUGAGUUCCGGCUGCGUGGAUGCGGUCGAGGGUGACCUGUGUUUCCGCACCGUCGGGUGGCUGAAGCAGAAGGGUCUUGAGCAGCACCCUGACUGGUUUCCUGCCCUCGACGCCGAGUCCAGCGCUGCUGCGAUCCAGGCGGAGCUGCACCGCCAAGGCAAGGCCCAGUGCCGAGAGCCCUGUGCGCCCGCCGGGGGCCCGCCGUACCGCGCCCUGGGGGCCGCGAAGCCCAGCCUCCGGGUUCGCACGGGGUCGGAGGAUGCGGCCAGCUGGAUGUGGGAUUUCCCCAAGGCGGAGGUGACACCGACCACGCAGGCGGGCAAAGCGCUGAUGGAGUGCCUCCAAAAGCUGCUACACGCGACCCCGGAGAACUUCGCCGACCUCAGGGCGGAGUGCGAGGGCCUCGUGCCAGGAGAGGGCGACGCGCAGCGCGCCGUGCUGGUGAAGGAGUCCGUGAAGUUCAUCUCGUGGGCCCAGCAUCAUGUGCAUGACGUGAGGGCCAAGCGGCAGGAGAGCGCCGACCAAGACGGCGAGGCGGCUGACCCAGCCGCGCGGCCCGAGGUGGCCGAAAACGGUUGUAUGGACGCGCUUCAGAACUCGGUGUGCUACACCGCAGUCUCCUACGGUCUCUCGGAGGGGAUCAAGAAGUACCCCAGAUAUUACGAGGGCCUGUCGGAGCAUUCCAGCUUCGAGAAAGUCCAGGACUUUCUGUGGCGCAGCAACCGGCACGGCUGCCCGAAGCCUUGCCCCAGGAAGCGGGUUGACAUCACCCAGUUCGACAAACAUCCCGAGUUGCUCCUCUACAAGAAGAGGGUCGCAGACUGGAGCAUUGACGAGAUGAACAGGUACAUCAGUGGCGAGUGGGACGGCUACGAGUCGAGGAUGUUCGACAAUCGUGAUGAGGACCCCCUUCCGACAGCCGACACCAAGCCAGUUGCCGAGGAGACACACGAGGAGAAGAAUGUCCAAGACAUGAGCACUGACGAAUUGGCCCGUGUCCUUGACGGCGAUCUGGAUGCUUACAUGCCGAAGGCGGCGGCCAACGACACCGAGCCGGAGAAGGCGGCCAACGACAAGGAGGAGGCCAGUGCCUCCGCGGAGAAUGACUCCACGCCGCUCUUCGCGGAUGUUGCAUCGAUGAAUCUGUCACGGGUGUCGGAGGCCGCCAGCGCGAGCGAGCCGGUGGAGGCGGACCACGACGCCGUGCCCGAGCCAACGUCGAGCGACCCCGCGGUCGACGCUCCCCCAGAGCCGCUGGCCGCUGCCCCCGCGCAGCUGGUGGCUUCAGCCCCGACGGAGGCCGCCAGGGCCACCGAGCCGGUCGAGGAGGCCAGUGGCGCCGUGCCCGAGGCAGCCUCGAAUGGCGCUGUGGCCGAUGUCCCCACGGAGCCGGUGGCCGAUGCCCCGGCAGAGCACGAGCACGAGAUCUAGAUGGGAGAAGGGAUCCACAAGGACACAUGCCAUACGCGACUUCAUCAUGCUGAAUCGACACUGCGAAGCCUCUGACCGGUCUUGUCCAGAGUUUCUCAGUUCCUCCCUUCUUUUGUUUAUUCGAAGUGGCGCGCGCAUGCUAUUCCGCCUCAGGCUGGCACUACCACUAGUGCGUCUGCCCGCGGCUUCGCUACACCCUGCGCGCCAGCGCGAGCAUGCGCUCUUCCAACUUGGUCCAGGUAAGUCCUGCCUGUGCUGCAUUAUAUGUUGCUAUCGGUUUUGAUGCUUACCGCGUUAUCUAAAACAUUCGGCGGCCGCAUCUCCGUUCCACGCACCUCCUGUCCCUCCUCAUCCACCUUGCUCGCC
Messenger RNA from Prorocentrum cordatum, 2344 nucleotides. The record is from the annotation of a GenBank genome assembly. NCBI's taxonomy places the organism in Eukaryota, Dinophyceae, Prorocentrales, Prorocentraceae.